AUGGAUAUCCUAAAGAAAAUGUUCCAGCAAACUGAGGAAGACGGCAAGGAAAACGAUUCCUUAGCCAAGGAUGAAUUCCGUAAACCACAAUGGUUUGAAGAGGCCGAAACCGAUGAUGAAUUAUUUGAUGAUGAUCGUAAAUUUGCUUUCCAAAUAUUCACCAAUCCAAUGGAGUUGCAAAAGCAUUUCGAACGUCAGAUGCAACAAAUUUUGGAGGCGGUUAGUGAAAUGGAUGGUGGAGACAAGAACAUCAUUGUUGAAAAGAAUAUCAAAGAAGAUUAUCUAAAGCCGGGAUUUGAAAGUGAAAUAUUGAAAGAAUUUGAAAAGCAAAAAGCUAAAUACUAUGAUACUGAUUUAGAUGGAGAAAUCUAUCCAGAUCAAUUACAUUCGCUACUGCAACGUUUUGCCAACGGUGAGGGAGAAGUUAUGAAACAUUUACAUGAUCCAGAGACACCACCUGGUCAUAUUUUGCCGCGCAACGAUAACAAAGCAUUCCGCAAUUGGAAUAGAAAACCAAAAAUGAGCGAUGAAGAAAUUAUAAUGGGUAGAAUUCAUGGUACCCUUGAUGAUGACGAGAGUCAAGAGAAGCAUAAACGUGCACCACCGCCUCCAGCAUUCCCACGUCGUCCGGAUAUUAUGACACCAAUGACUCCGAUGAUGCCGAGAGGUUCAUUUGGUGGUGGCGGUGGUGCCUUUGAGGGGACUUAUAGUGGUCCCAAAAUGUUCAGUCAAAGUGUUAUGACUAAAACCAUACGCAAACCGGAUGGUACAUAUGAAACAACCAAAAUUACCCAAGAUUCACAGGGUAAUAAAACAACAACCAUUACACGAGUGGUUGAUGGCAAAACUGAGACCAUAACGACAUAUGAUGGAGCCGCUGCAGCUGGCCAUGGUGGAAAGAAUCAAUUAAAACAAUUUGCAACAACCGAACCACAGGCUCAAGUCUAUUCGGAUCGUAAUGUUUAUGUAUCCAAAGAAGGUUAUGCCUUACCACGGAACCUCUGGUGACCAGUGGUUGGCCAAUUGCAGAUCACUGAUAAUUUGCAAAUUAAUUUU
Messenger RNA from Musca vetustissima, 1056 nucleotides. RefSeq lists its product as uncharacterized. NCBI's taxonomy places the organism in Eukaryota, Metazoa, Arthropoda, Insecta, Diptera, Muscidae. The record is from RefSeq and is a predicted model, not a curated record. The transcript is spliced from 5 exons. Gene Ontology annotation, cellular component: mitochondrion; sarcoplasmic reticulum; apical plasma membrane. Gene Ontology annotation, biological process: negative regulation of apoptotic process; regulation of actin filament polymerization. The coding region runs from base 1 to 1008 and encodes 335 amino acids.